This is a messenger RNA of Syzygium oleosum, 2658 nucleotides long. RefSeq names its product pentatricopeptide repeat-containing protein At1g10910, chloroplastic. Gene Ontology annotation, molecular function: protein binding. The transcript has 12 exons. The coding region runs from base 130 to 2148 and encodes 672 amino acids. The record is from RefSeq and is a predicted model, not a curated record. Lineage: Eukaryota; Viridiplantae; Streptophyta; Magnoliopsida; Myrtales; Myrtaceae.
UCUCUGCUUCCGCUUCCAUCUUCUUCCUCCGCCUAUCCUCUCUCGCUCCUCUUGUCCCGCUUUCCUCCUGAAAACAAGCGGUUCGUACACUUCAUCGAGCUCGAGCGAGCUCAAAGAGACGACCCAGCUAUGGAGAUUUGUUCUUCUGCGCUCGUCCUCUCGCCUCCCAACAUCCUCGCCCGCCCGACGUCGCACCCUUUUCGUUCAAUCCCUUGUUUACCGUCCCUUCCUCCUCCUUCGAGAACCGCUGCUAGGCCGUCCUCUCGAGUUCUCUCUGCUUCUUCGGCUCCCGCCCUCGUCAAGCCGGGUCGAGACGAGCCGGCCCGUCCUCCGCCGCCCGACGCCGGCCGGAAGCACCACUCCAAGUCUUACUUGGCCAGGCAGGCCGCUGUUCUUGAAAUCCAGCAGUCGCCCGACUUGGACUCCUCUCUCGAAAGGUUUGGUGGCCUACUGAAGGUGCAGGACUUGAAUGCCAUUUUGAGGUAUUUUGGGAAGCUCAACCGGAUGCAAGAUAUUUCCAAGCUCUUUCAGUAUAUGCAGAAACACAAGAAGAUUAGUGCUGCAAGUUAUAGCAGUUAUAUAAAGUUCACAGGGACAAGCCACAACCCUUUGGAUGCACUGGAAAUCUAUAACAGUAUUCCGGAUGCCUCAAUGAGAAUCAAUGUCUUUAUAAGUAAUGCUGUUCUUAGUUGCCUUGUCAGAAAUGGUAAGUUCGGCAUCGGCAUGAAAUGUUUUCAACAGAUGAAGCAGGAUGGGCUGAAACCGGAUAUCAUUACAUAUAGCACGCUGCUUGCAGGUUGCAUGAAGGUCAAUGAUGGUUACACCAAGGCAUUGGGACUGAUACAGGAAUUGGAGUAUGGUGGUCUUGAAAUGGACAGUGUAAUCUAUGGGACUCUUAUUGCCGUGUGUGCUUCGAACAAUCAUUGUGAAGAUGCAGAGCGCUUCUUCAAGCAAAUGGUUAAUGAAGGCCAUACACCUAAUGAAUUCCAUUAUAGCUCUUUAUUAAAUGCAUACUCUGCUGAUGGUAAUUACAAGAAGGCUGAAGCCUUGGUGCAGGAUAUGAAAUCUGCAGGCUUAGUUAUCAAUAAGGUAAUUUUGACUACUCUGCUAAAGGUUUACGUCAGAGGAGGCUUAUUUGAUAAGUCGAGAGAAUUAUUAGCUGAACUGGAACUCUUAGGCCAUGCCAAAGAUGAGAUGUCGUACUGUCUAUUGAUGGAUGGCCUAGCAAAGGCUGGAAGGACAGAUGAAGCUAAAUCAGUGUUUGACGAAAUGAUGGGAAAAUCUGUCAAAUCUGAUGGCUAUGCCCACUGCAUCAUGAUUUCAGCAUUUUGCCGGUGUGGGCUUUUACAAGAGGCCAAACUGUUGGCCAAAGACUUUGAAGCCAAAUUUAACAGAUAUGAUUUGGUAAUAUUAAAUACAAUGCUAUGCACCUAUUGCAGAGCAGGUGAAAUGGAGAGUGUCAUGCAAACAAUGAAGAAAAUGGAUGAACUAGCCAUUGGUCCUGAUUACAAGACCUUUCAUAUCCUAGUCAAAUACUUCUUUAAGGAGAAAUUAUAUCUGCUUGCUUACAGGACUAUGGAGGACAUGCAUAAAAAGGGGCACCGACCAGAGGAGGGACUUUGCUCCUCCCUAAUCUUUCAACUUGGUACAAUGAAUGCCUACUCAGAAGCUUUUUCUGUUUACAAUAUGUUGAGGUACAGCAAAAGAAAUAUGUGUAAGGCUCUCCAUGAGAAAAUUCUGCACAUUCUGAUUUCAGGACGGCUUUACAAGGAGGCUUAUGUCGUCGUCAAGGACAAUGUGGGAUAUAUCUCCAAGCAAGCAGUAAAAAAGUUUGCAACUGCAUUUAUGAAGUCGGGUAAUGUCAACCUGAUAAAUGAUGUGUUGAAGGUCAUCCAUGCCUCUGGCAAUAAGAUUGAUCAGAAAUUAUUUAAUAUGGCUGUGUCACGAUUUAUUGUUCUGCCUGAGAAGAAGGAAUUACUUCUCCAACUACUGCAGUGGAUGUCUGGUCAUGGUUAUGCUAUUGAUUUGUCAACAAGAGACCUUAUUCUAAAACAUUCACGCUUCUUUGGUGAUGAGCUUAUUAAGGAAACACUGUCCAAGCAUCAGUUAAGUUUGAAAGGAGUGAGAUCUCAUAAGAGGAAGGAGUGAAUUUCAGGUAAUGUAAUUUGAGGGACUGGCUCCUCUGCCUUUCGCAUAUGAUUCGUAAUUCCUAUAGAGCGUGGUAAGUUGUUGGAAACCCAUCAAGCUACAUGACCUACUGCAGCAAUCAUCGCCCAUAAUGGAGGUGCUUGAUGUUUUCUGCUGUGUUGAAAACUUCUGCCUCUCAUGCAUUAACCAUUAUGCAGAAGCCUUUUGUCAGCUGGUUUAUGAUGCUGUCAAGAGGUACACGUGCUUAUGCUCGGCCAGAGGUUUGAUGUAGCAGGAGAAUGAUUAGAGCAAGCUCCCUGUCUUACCAGUUGAAGUUUGUUCGCCUGAAUUUUUGUUAUUUGAACUUCCUUGGUUUACGGAUUAUCUCGGCAAUGUACAUAGCUCGACGGUUCUUGGUGUAGAGUUUUUCCUCCUUCGGCAUAUGCCUGUGCGUUUGUUGUACGAAGUAAAUUAUUCUUUAGUAGAAAUUGGAGGGAUAUGCAAGAGCAGCCAUCCUGUGUUGGAUCACUA